AUUUCCUCGCCGCUUUAGCCAGGAGACAUGAUUUCUUCAACAUAUAUUUGACGUGGAAGUCGCAGCGGAUUGAUGCGCUGGUGGCUUGUUGGCGAUAUAUAUCGAUUUUUCUUUCUUGACGAUUACGCUUGUGCCUGGACUUACUGCUUCACGCAAAUCAAUCUAUCGUUCAAGAGGUGGCGGUCAGAGCUGAAGAAAAAAUAUUUUACUCAAAGAACAGAAGAUUGGGAGCGUUACUGGCAUCUUGACGAGCGCGCCGAUGGAGUUGAUUUUUUUGCACUUUGCGAUUAUUGGGACACGGCCGAAGCUCAGGAACAAGCUGAAAUAGCAAGGAGGAACCGCAAUGCGCCCCGCAGUUACGAGCAUCACGGGGGCUCCAGGUCCUUCAGCCAGCAUUAUCAUCAAUUGGCGCUUGAGGGAAGGGGAGAACUCGGGCAUUUUGCAGAUCGUAUUCUGACUGGUUGGAGUCCAAAUUACGCCGAUGAAGUGAAGAAAGCGCAGAACCGGGAUCUGGCUGAGAAAUUACAUGCUAAGGUGCAGGAGCAAUUAUCACAGACUCAGGUCGAUUCUAACACUCCGACCCGAUUAAGUAGAGAGGAGGAGGAUAGCAUCAUCGAGACCGUCAUUGGACCGAGUAGGAAGAACAGAUACAGGUGGAGAGGAUCCGAGCAUCGGCCGUACGAGUCCAGUAGCACCUACGAGUCUGCAGCUCCACCAGGAUGCAGUUCUUCUCAAGACCCGACUAUGGAGCAGCGGAUGAAAGCGAUGGAAGAUUGGCAGUCGCGUCGGGAGUAA
This is a messenger RNA of Asparagus officinalis (garden asparagus), 795 nucleotides long. RefSeq lists its product as uncharacterized. NCBI's taxonomy places the organism in Eukaryota, Viridiplantae, Streptophyta, Magnoliopsida, Asparagales, Asparagaceae. The transcript has 5 exons. The record is from RefSeq and is a predicted model, not a curated record. Bases 73 to 795 code for a protein of 240 amino acids.